AUGGGUGCAUCAAGUGUCAAAUCUACGGCCCCAUACAAAGGGUACCGGCCGACGCCCUCCACCCAGUUACUAAGCCUUGGCCGUUCAGAGGAUGGGCCGUGGAUAUCAUCGGCAAAAUCUACCCGGCCGCGUCCAACCAGCACGCCUGGGUUUUGGUCGCAACUGACUAUUUCACUAAAUGUUCGGUCUCUCCGUGUGACCGAACGACCUAGGCAGGAAGAGAAGGACUAUGCGCAGGCCAUGGCUCAGGAGUCAGAAGAUUUGGAGCAAUCCAGGCUCGACGCCUAUAACCUAAUGCAGCCACAAAAGCAGGUCGCGGCGAGGUCCUACAACAAAAAGGUGAAGCAAAGGACUUUCGCCGAAGGCUACUUGGUAUGGCGUGCCGUACUUCCUAUCGAAACUAAGGACCCUCGGUUCGGCAAAUUCUCACCCAAUUAG
This is a messenger RNA of Prunus armeniaca (apricot), 438 nucleotides long. Lineage: Eukaryota; Viridiplantae; Streptophyta; Magnoliopsida; Rosales; Rosaceae. The record is from the annotation of a GenBank genome assembly.